This is a messenger RNA of Sesamum indicum (sesame), 3204 nucleotides long. The record is from RefSeq and is a predicted model, not a curated record. Lineage: Eukaryota; Viridiplantae; Streptophyta; Magnoliopsida; Lamiales; Pedaliaceae.
UCAUCUAUACACACACAGUUCACACACUGCUCUACUCCCCACCCCAUGGAGUCCGAUUCAGACUCCGACGGCUCUCACAUCUCCGCCACGCCACCUACUUCUCCGUCCAUCGCCACUGGCUUUUCGCCUACGAAGCUGCUUCGGGCCGCCGAUCUUCUCUCCUCCACCAAAUCGAGAACCAAAACCUCAGCUUCCACCUCAACCAAUUCAAGGACCAUUUUGCAGCCCAAUAUCUCCAAGAAAAACGCUAAACCGCCUCCUGGAACAGACGCAGUCGGACCCCAACCGCAAAAGACCCUCCCAGUCCUCUCUAAUUUGCCUUUCCAAAUCAAGAAAUCAGCGAACGAAGAUGGCAAGAAUGCCCCUGAUGGGCUUCUUCAUGGUGGCCACUGCGCCUCAAAGUUCGCGUCUUUCUUGAAGGUUCAAAAUAAGAAUCUCAACUUUGAGGCUGACAAUUCAGUUCAGAUGAAAAGCGAGGCGUCGGUUGAAAGUGCUGGUUUGGGAGAGGUCGUCAAGGAUGAGGUUGUUGGUACAGGGCUUAUGGUGAAAAAGCUGAGGAAAAAUCUUGGUUUGAUUGGAGGUAAUGAUUCUGAUGUGCUGACAGUUAAGAGGGCCAAAUGUGUUAGUGAAGGGAAUUUCGUGAAGCUUAACAUCAAUGGCUAUGGGAGGAAAAAGUUUACAUUUAAGAAUAAAAAAACGGGCUUCAGUUCAUCAAAUAGGCGUCAGAAGUAUCAUAAAAGUAGUAAGGGAAGUGCCGGAGGUGGACGCGAUGAAAGUGGUGUUUUAGAUGAAGAGGGUUUGGUUGUGGAUAUUGGAAAGGGACGGGAAAGAUCGAAAUUUGAUGCUGAGUUGAUUGAAGAGGCUGUGAUGAGGGUGAGAAAUGAGGCAUCGGACGAGAAUUUGCUGAAAUUAUUGAAGUUGACGCAUGGUUAUGAUUCAUUUAGGGACGGUCAGUUAGAGGCUAUAAAGAUGGUGCUUUCUAGGAAAUCGACAAUGCUUGUCUUGCCAACAGGUGCUGGCAAGUCAUUAUGUUAUCAGUUACCAGCACUGGUGUUGCCAGGACUUACACUCGUGGUGAGCCCUUUAGUAGCUUUGAUGAUUGAUCAGCGUGCAGCAGUCAGGUUGCUUUUUUCCUGGUGUCUUAAGUGUGUGCUUUGAACAGCAGAAGAGGCUUCUGAAACACUCCGGUUGCUGCAAGAAGGAGUGAUAAAGGUCCUUUUUGUUUCGCCGGAAAGGUUUCUGAAUGCAGAAUUUAUUUCCAUCUUUUCUCACCCUUCGCCAUUAUCUCUUGUGGUUGUUGAUGAAGCCCACUGCGUAUCAGAGUGGUCACAUAAUUUUCGACCUUCAUAUAUGAGGCUUAGAGCCUCCUUGCUCCGUGGUAAGCUUAAUGCAGGAUGCAUUCUUGCAAUGACUGCAACUGCAACCAAAAAAACAUUGUGUGAUGUAAUGCAUGCUUUAGACAUUCCUCCAGCAAAUCUUAUCCAGUCAGCCAAAUUGAGGGAUAAUCUGCAUCUGUCAGUUUCUAUAAGUGGGAACAGAAUGAAAGAUUUGAUGGCACUGCUUAAAUCUUCACCUUUUUUGAGUAUCAAAAGCAUUAUCAUCUAUUGUAAAUUCCAGUCUGAAACUGACAUGAUAAGCAAGCAUCUCUGUGAUAACAAUAUCUCCGCAAAGAGUUACCAUAGUGGAAUUCCUGCAAAAGAUAGAAGUCGUGUACAGGAUUUAUUUUGUGCAAACAGGAUUAGAGUGGUUGUUGCAACUGUAGCAUUUGGUAUGGGACUUGAUAAAAGCGAUGUUGGAGCUGUUAUUCAUUAUAGCUUACCAGAAAGUUUAGAAGAGUAUGUUCAGGAAAUUGGUCGUGCUGGGCGUGAUGGUAGAUUGUCUUAUUGCCAUCUUCUUUUUGAUGAUGCCAUAUAUUUCAAGCUUCGUAGUUUGAUGCACAGCGAUGGUGUGGAUGAAUAUGCCGUCAACAAGUUACUCUGUCAAGUCUUUAUGAGCGACGGACUUUCAACUGAAGGAAUUUGUUCAAUGGUUAAAGAAUCAGCAUGUCGUAAAUUUGACAUGAAAGAAGAGGUAAUUCUAACGAUUCUCACACAGUUGGAGUUGGGUGAAGUUCAGUACAUUAAUUUGCUUCCACAGAUAAAUGUAACUUGCACUUUAAAUUUUCAUCAGACUCCGCCUCCAUUGCUUGCAGCUAAAGAUACUGUGGUUGCGGCAAUUUUCAAGAAGUCCGAGAUGAAAGAUGGGCAGUAUGUGUUUCACAUUCCAUCGGUUGCAAAUAGCAUCAAGAUGCAGCCUAUUGACAUGUCAAAUCACUUGCAGAGUCUAAAGUUGAAGGGGGAAAUCACAUAUGAGUUGCAAGAUCAGGCGUUUUGUUAUACAAUUUUGAAAGGCCCAAAGGAUAUUUGUUCUUUAGCAGCGCAGUUGACAAAGUGGCUUGGCGAGGUUGAAACUUGUAAGGUCCGAAAAGUAGAUGAGGUGUUUAAUGCUGCAACCUUUGCUGCGAAAGUGUGUGAUAAUGCACAUGGUUGCCGCAAGGAUCAACAUACACCUUGUUUGCAAAAGAAGAUUCUCGAGUACUUCAACAGGGAUGAUGAUGUUGGUGUGGCUGUUCAGACGGAUCAAAACAGUCCAUUUUUGCGGGCAGAUAUAAAGGUUUUUCUCCAAAGCAACUCACAGGCGAAAUUCACUCCAAGGGCGGUUGCGAGAAUACUGCACGGACUUUCCAGUCCAGCCUUUCCUGCUGCUACUUGGUCAAGGACUCAUUUUUGGGGAAGAUAUGCGCAUAUGGAUUUCAGAACAGUAAUGGAAGCAGCAAAGCUAGAGCUAAUAAAUUUUGUGGGAAAGGAUGUGAACUAAGCAUCCUUUUCGCAGGUGUGUAUGCCGAGUAUAACACCAUUGCUGAAGAAUCACGCACGAACAUACAUACUUGGCACUAGCCACUCUGACUGCUCGUCCAUCACAAAGUUUUCCAUUAUGUGUAUAACCAAUUACCAGUCACAUGGAUGUAAAUAUGAUUGCACCUUGUGCAUAGCAAAGAAAGCUUGUACCUUUUUCACCAUAUUAGCCCUGUCUUUGUUGCUGAAGGUGACAAGCAAGGUAAUGUGAAAAUAAUGUUUCAUCCGAAGUCAAACGGCUAUUUACAAUUUCUGUAUUUUUCAAAUCGAACCAUUGCUUUCAUUCAAGAUCAACAAUAUUCUUAUUCUA